AUCAUCUGGGUCAAAUGAUUUUAAAAUUAUGCGUAUCUUCCCGGCCAUUAUUAAAAAAACUCAAAUUUCUACCCUUCGCCAUUCCUAGCUUCUCAAGGUCUCUUGCUGCCGAUGGAAACCGCUCAAAUCCGAUAAUGGAUCAUCCCAACUGCUACUCAGUCCUGGCCGAUCAUCUCCGGAACAGAAGAAUUGAUGAAGCCCGCGCGCUUUUCUCCAGAAUCCAGCUCCCCAGCGUUUAUCUCUGCACCAAAAUGAUCGCCGGGUAUGCCGAGAAUGGGAGGCUGAAGGAUGCACUGGACCUGUUCGACGAAAUGCCCGUGAAAGAUGUUGUCAUGUGGAACUCCAUGAUCAAAGGGUGCGUGGGUUGUGGGGAUGUGGGGAUGGCAAUGGAGCUGCUCGAUGAAAUGCCCGAGAGAAAUGUGGUUUCUUACACCACUGUGAUCACUGGGUUCUUGAAGUUUGGGAUGGUCGAGGAGGCGGAGGUCCUGUUUCACGAGAUGCCAUCAAGGGACAUAACCUCCUGGAACGCGAUGGUUUCUGGGUAUUUUGAGAAUGGCAGGGUGGAGGAAGCGCUGAGGUUGUUUGAGAUGAUGCCACAUAGGAAUGUUGUUUCUUGGACCACGGUGAUCUGUGGGCUUGACCGGCACGAGAGGAGCGACGAGGCAUUGUUGAGUUUCGCGAAGAUGUUGGGUUUUGGAAUAAAACCCAACUCAAGCACUUUCGCGUCCGUUCUAACCGCUUGCGCGACCACAAAGGACCUUGUUUUAGGGUGUGAGAUUCACGCCGCGUCCACAAAGGCUGGUUUGAGAUUCGAUGUAUAUGUCACUGCUUCACUCAUCACAUUUUACGCCACUUGUUUGAAAAUCGACGAUUCUUGCAGGGUUUUUCAGGAGAAGAUCCACAAGAAUGUGGUGGUGUGGACGUCUCUAGUAACUGCCUACACCCUAAAUCAUAUGCAUAAAAAUGCACUCUCUCUUUUCGCGCGCAUGCUCCAAAACUGCAUUCCCCCCAACCAAUCAUCCUUCACCAGUGCAUUGAACUCGACCUGUGAAGUACAGUCGGUUGACCAUGGGAAAGAGAUUCACUGCCUCGCGUUCAAACUAGGGUUCAACGCCGAUGCCCAUGUGGGUAACUCCCUAGUUGUCUUGUACUCCAAAUGCGGGGACAUGAGUGAUGGUCUUCUCAUGUUUAACGAAAUAAAAGACAAGAACAUCGUCUCGUGGAACUCAAUCAUAGUUGGGUGCGCGCGACACGGUCUAGGAAACCACGCGCUCGGAUUGUUUGCCCAAAUGGUGCGCAAAGAUGUUGUCAUCGAUGACAUCACGCUCGCGGGUUUGCUCACAGCUUGCAGCCACUCUGGCAUGUUUGGGAAAGCAAGGGCGAUAUUCGACUACUUUUCCAUGUCCAUGGAGAUCAUUAAGAUGGAGCAUUAUGCAUGUAUGGUGGAUAUCUUAUGUCGCGAUGGGAGAUUGGAUGAAGCGGAGAGUCUAGUGAAUAACAUGCCCGUUGAACCCAAUCUUUCGGUAUGGGUAGUUCUGCUAAGUGGCUGCGCGAAACAUUGUGACGUAGAAUUCGCCGAAAGAGCUGCCGAAAAGGUAUUUCAGCUUGAUCCAAACUGUAGUGCAGCUUAUGUUAUGCUGUCAAAUAUGUAUGCUGCAAUUGGGAGGUGGGAUGAUGUUGAAAGGAUUAGAGUGGAAAUGAAGAGGAAAAGGAACAUAGUAAAACAACCUGGAUUCAGUGUCAAAUUCAUGGCGGACGCGAGGACGGACACUGGCGGAAGCUCCGCCGGAAAAAGGAUCGGAGAUCUCUGGAAUAAACUCUUCGGCUGGGUGAUGAAGAUGAAAAGGGACGAACAGAGUGGAAUUUCCGAGGAACGCCUUCCAAUCGGAGCGGAUCGCUCGCUUGGAGAGAGAGUUCUGCGUGAGUGGAUGUCCAACGAUUUGUCCGGAGAGGAAUCCGAACCAGAGGUUGUCCGAUCCGAACCAUCUGUGGAGCCCGGACAGGUGAGGGAGAUGAUGCUGGAAAGGUUGGGGUUAGGUUCAAAUGGAUCUGGAACUGAUUCCGAUGGUGCGGGCCACGGUGUUCUUGAAGAUUUCGGGAUUGAGACAAACAUUGAAGGGUUUCGGGAACGACUUCAAGAGAUUGUUUGCGAAGAAAGUUGUGCAGCUGAUUCACUUGAGGGAGUUGCAGAGAUGUUCCAGGAAGGUGAUGGGGAAGAAGAAAGCUUGGUGAACUCCGAUCGAUCUGAAUCUGAGUCUGAAUCUGAAUCAGCUGGAAUGGAGUGGGUUUCAGGCGUCUUCUCGGCUGCUGGGCAUGGCUUGAUCUGGGUUCUUGGCAAGGUCUGUUGGUGUGCAGACGUUCUGCUGCAGCACUAUAACGCCCAUGGUUUCUAAUCUUCUGUUCUGGAUACAUUUCAGUGAUGACAGUUGUUACAGUGGAAAAUGUAAACAGUUGUUACAUUUCAGUGAUUUCAUUUACAGAUUUGGGAUCAUUCUUUGCUGGGUUUAUUGAUUUUUUUGUUGGCAAUAGCCAAAAGUAAGCUUGGGAGAUUGUAAACAGGUUUUUUCGAAGCUGGAUUUUCACUUUGUUGUCAUUUGAAUAUUUUGCUUAUAUACUUAAGACACUAAAACAUUCCCCCAGAUAAAACCUAGUAUAUUUAGUUAUUUUUAUGACACGUAAUUCGUGUUAAAUGAAAUGUCUCUACAAAU
Molecule: messenger RNA, 2708 nt
Organism: Cuscuta campestris
Lineage: Eukaryota; Viridiplantae; Streptophyta; Magnoliopsida; Solanales; Convolvulaceae
Source: the annotation of a GenBank genome assembly